AUGAGGUGUGGCACGUCCAACACGGCGAGCGAUGUGACGAAGUACGGGGGAGAGGAGCAGCAGGCCUGGGAAAGGUCACCCAGAUGCAAGGCAAGCGGGUGGUUUGAUCCAUUCCUCACCAGAGACGGUCAUCUGCAGGUGUGUAGAGCCGGAGAGCAUCUGAAAGGCCUGCCGUUCAACCGGCAGCAGAAGCAACCGGGGAGCUUCGACAUUGUGCGCCCAAGCUUCUUCACCUGA
Ectocarpus sp. CCAP 1310/34 is the source of this 237-nucleotide messenger RNA. The record is from the annotation of a GenBank genome assembly. NCBI's taxonomy places the organism in Eukaryota, Phaeophyceae, Ectocarpales, Ectocarpaceae.